This is a messenger RNA of Pelmatolapia mariae (spotted tilapia), 2001 nucleotides long. RefSeq names its product proteasome activator complex subunit 3-like. The record is from RefSeq and is a predicted model, not a curated record. Gene Ontology annotation, molecular function: endopeptidase activator activity. Gene Ontology annotation, cellular component: nucleoplasm; cytoplasm; proteasome activator complex. Gene Ontology annotation, biological process: regulation of proteasomal protein catabolic process; regulation of G1/S transition of mitotic cell cycle; positive regulation of endopeptidase activity. The transcript has 10 exons. NCBI's taxonomy places the organism in Eukaryota, Metazoa, Chordata, Actinopteri, Cichliformes, Cichlidae. The coding region runs from base 104 to 874 and encodes 256 amino acids.
UCUUUAAGCUCACGAAGUGUGGCAGACAAGUGAUAAGCCACACGUUUACAGGUGAAUUGAAUGCUGUUGGGACAAUCGUUCUGCUCAUAUUCGACUACAUAAGAUGUCUUCACUCCUCAAGGUGGAUAGUGAAAUUAAAACCAAGGUCGCUGCUUUCAAGGAACGUAUCACCGCAGAAGCAGAGGAUCUAGUCGCCAAUUUUUUCCCAAAGAAGUUACUGGAACUUGACCAUUUCCUCAAGGAUCCAAGCAUAAACAUCACUGAACUGAAGGAAAUUCACUCAGACAUAAAUCUGCCAGUGCCAGAUCCCAUCUUGUUCUCAAAUCUCCACGACGGACUAGAAGCGCAAAAUGCCAAAAAGAGGAAGCUGGAGGAUGGAAGUGCGGAUGACAUGGUGACUGGCACCAAGGUCUUUGUCAUGCCUGAUGGGAUGAUGAAGAGCAAUGCAAACCUUGUUGAUCUUAUUGAAAAGGUCAAGCCCGAGAUCAGGACACUCAUAGAAAAAUGUAACACAGUUAAAAUGUGGGUUCAGCUCCUCAUCCCCAGGAUAGAGGAUGGGAACAACUUUGGGGUGUCAAUCCAGGAGGAGACAGUAGCUGAACUCAGAACAGUUGAAGGGGAGGCUGCAUCUUACCUCGACCAGAUAUCAAGAUACUACAUCACAAGGGCAAAGCUGGUUUCUAAAAUAGCAAAAUAUCCACACGUGGAGGACUAUCGGCGCACAGUAACCGAGAUUGACGAGAAGGAAUACAUCAGUCUGAAAAUCAUCGUUUCGGAGCUCAGAAAUCAAUACGUAACGUUACAUGACAUGAUCCUGAAGAACAUCGAGAAGAUCAAGAGGCCUCGAAGCAGUAAUGCUGACGCUUUGUACUGAUGUUCAUCCAGCUGUCUCAGCAUCCACCCACCCACCCCACGCCGUCUGCCCCCUCGUCUCUUCACCAUGCCUGUUGAGCUACAGUAGCCGGGCCCUGGUCCGCAGGACUACAGCUAGACAUUCACCUUCUCCAAUACAAUCAAGACAGCCCAAUACAAAGACAUAGCUUCUAUAGAUGGACACAUGUUUUGUUUUGUUUGUUUUAAUUGUAAAAUAUUGUUUUUAAACCGUUUGAAGAGUAUUCACUCAGAAAAUGGGGAGACAGAUCAUAAGCCCUUUUCAGACGUGCGCCAGAUAUCAUUGCUAUUAAACUGAUGGCAGUCUGUCAUGCACUCAUCAAUUUUAUGUUAAUGUUCCUCAUGUUUGUUCGUAAUUUGCAGAGAAGUUCUUGUGUGCAUGCAAUAUGUGGCAGCUAGUAUUAUCCGUAUAAGCGGUGAAGUGUCACCACACUUGCAUCUCUUUCUGAGUGCAGGGCCUCUCUGUGUAUGUGCAAGGAGCUGUACCCCGUCAUUCCCACUCGGGCUUGGAAAGGAUAAAACUUUUUCCUGGUUUAGUAAUCCCAGAAGAAUGAUUUAAGUGGUGCCGAUGAGAUAAAAUACUAUUAAAAUGGUCUUGUUGCCGUUCAGGACCUGCGCAUGCCAUUCUGCUACCGCAUGAAUUCAGGAUUUUGCAGAGUGAAUAAAAAUGUUAAGCAGUCUGGCUCGGUAAAGUUAAGAUGGCUGUUUAUUUGAAAAGUGCAUGUCUGAAAGGGGCUUCUGAUAUCAAAAAGCGCUUUGUAUUUUUUAAUUUUAAUUAAACAUUUUGUCCUCAGAUCCUCGUGAACGGCCUCAUUUGUAGCUCUUAAAUAUUCAGAGCAAAGUGGUUUGUCAUUAUUGCCCAUUUGUUGUUUUAAUUAUUUUGUCUUAUAUUGGACUCCUGCUGCAUCAUCAGUACAGUGGUUCAUAGGAAAUGCAAAACAUGCUGUUAAUUUGUUCUGCGAAUGUUACACAUUGCGACGUGUAGAUAUCACAAAAUAUGAAAACGAUGCAAGUUUUAAGUCGUGGGCUUAAAUGAUUUCAGUGAAAAUUCAUGAGUCAAAAGCUUCUUUUAUGUUGGAGCACUCAUUGUAUUGAAUAAAAGACUGUUUU